This is a messenger RNA of Cornus florida, 672 nucleotides long. RefSeq lists its product as uncharacterized. The coding region runs from base 1 to 672 and encodes 223 amino acids. NCBI's taxonomy places the organism in Eukaryota, Viridiplantae, Streptophyta, Magnoliopsida, Cornales, Cornaceae. Gene Ontology annotation, molecular function: nucleic acid binding. The record is from RefSeq and is a predicted model, not a curated record. The transcript is spliced from 3 exons.
AUGCUUCGGGCCUGCGUACUUGAUUUUGGUGGUAAUUGGGAGGAUCAUUUACCUCUUGUUGAGUUUGCCUAUAACAAUAGCUAUCAGUCGAGCAUUGAGAUGGCUCCUUUUGAGGCAUUGUAUGGUAGGCCUUAUCGUUCUCCUGUUUGUUGGACUGUGGUGGGUGAGACAGCUGCCUUAGGGCCAAACAUUGUCUUGGAAACCAUUGAAAAAAGAUUGCUACGGUUUGGAAAGAAUGGCAAGUUGUCACCUCGUUUCAUUGGGCCAUUUGAGAUUUUGGACCGGGUGGGCGAGGUUGCUUAUAAAUUGGCAUUGCCACCACUGAUGGAUAGGGUCCAUAAUGUGUUUCAUGUUUCGAUGUUGCAGAAGUAUGAGCCGGAUCCAUCACAUGUAUUGAGUUGGGUUGAUGUUGACAUUGAUGAGGACGUUUCUUACGAGGAGGGACCCGCUCAGAUUCUUGACACUCGGGACAAAGUGUUAAGGGCUAAAACGGUGACUCUCGUGAAGGUUUUGAGGCGACAUCACGGUAUUGAGGAGGCAACGUGGGAACGGGAACAGGAUGUUUGUUCUGCGUAUCCGAGUUUGUUUUCUUCACCAGGAAAUGACAGGAUCCUCGCUCAGGGUGCUCCCGUGGAUGGAAAGGAUAGCACUGGUCUAGCAAGAUCUGGGUGA